AUAACAAAUCUCUAUUGGUCAGGUUAAAGUGAAAGUGUCCUGACUUGUGCUAAGCUGUUUCCUGCCUGUGCCGGAAACAUACCAUCGCUCCCCUUUUUGACCCCAUUUUAAACACUGAGUGCAUUUAUUACUGUAGCAAGCUCUGGAGCAGGGUGGCUAGUCGGUUUUUAACCAGGCAAAAAACAUAGCAGUUCACUACUUCAAUAUAAAAAGACUCACAAGGGAGAUAAGACAUGGCCUUUUACUUGCACUGAUGUUGGAUGCAAUAUCUGCAACUGCUAUUGGGUGCUGUAUAGCCCAACUUUAGGGUGCCUGUAUGCAUGAAUUGUGCUUGACUUAUAUGACAAGGAAAUUGAAAAUCAAUGAGAGGGUCCCUCUCUCUGACCUUGUCCCCCAUUUUGGUGCUCCUCUGAAAACUGCUCCUCUACUUUGGACUGCUUACCAGCGAUCCAGGAUGGUUUAUGGCUUUGUUAUUCACACUGUGGGCGCGACUUUGGAUGAAACUCCAAAUUCUAGCAGAGUGCUGUAUUCUAAAGUUUUCAACUAUGAUAUGCUCGAUCAGAAGCAGAACUCAGAUGAACAGUACUUGCACAACGAGAGGAUAAAACGUAAACAACGUAUAGCCAUAGUCGCAAGACAAGCAGAGUCAAUGUGCCUUCUCAGCCGUCAGGCAUCUGGACGGCCAGCCAGCGACUUUAUUGUCCAUCCAACAGAUGAGCCCAUAUAUCUAUUGGAGGAGGAUGUUGGAGUCUUUAGCCUUCCUCCAGGAGAUGUAUUCACCAGUGAGAAGAUUGUCCUAUGGGUCUCUGUGUUUUCUCUUGGAUUUUCUCUAAUUUGCGAUUCACAGGAGAACCUCACUUUGGCUGAAUGCACUUUGAGGACAGUUGUAAAAUACCUUGUAGAUUCUUUGAAGUUGUUGACAAACAGUAGCAAUGUUGUACUAAAAGCAGAUAAAAUUGAAAUGAGCCUCGACAAAUUCAUGCCACACGGACAAUUGCUGUUCCUUAAUCAUCAGGCUACGCAGGCUUUAGAAAAGGAACUCAGCAACAGUAUGCCACUGUAGUACACUGCUGCUCUAGGGUUUUGCUGUAAAUUUUAAUUACAGCAUCUCCUUUUGCUGAGUUGUUGUAAAUUGUGAAUUGACAACUGCUGUUAGAGAUCCAUGCAGUAAUGGAAUGUGGUGACUAACCAAAGCUAUAACAAAUCUCUAGUGUUUGUGUAAAUAUUGUUAAUUUUCAGUACUGCUAAGAAAAAAGAGACUGUUUACAAAAAUGCCAUAACAUUUUUUUACUUUCAGCUAGACUUUGCAUUGGCACAUUUUUACCUGUAACUGAAUAAAUUGCUGUGAGGAAGAAGAGA
Molecule: messenger RNA, 1359 nt
Organism: Xenopus tropicalis (tropical clawed frog)
Lineage: Eukaryota; Metazoa; Chordata; Amphibia; Anura; Pipidae
Gene: ap5s1
Product: adaptor related protein complex 5 subunit sigma 1
Exons: 3
Coding region: 317-1063 (248 amino acids)
Biological process (GO): endosomal transport; double-strand break repair via homologous recombination
Cellular component (GO): AP-type membrane coat adaptor complex
Source: RefSeq, a predicted model, not a curated record